Macroventuria anomochaeta is the source of this 1563-nucleotide messenger RNA. Its product is annotated as glycosyltransferase family 62 protein. Lineage: Eukaryota; Fungi; Ascomycota; Dothideomycetes; Pleosporales; Didymellaceae. Gene Ontology annotation, molecular function: alpha-1,6-mannosyltransferase activity. The coding region runs from base 264 to 1370 and encodes 368 amino acids. The transcript is spliced from 2 exons. Gene Ontology annotation, cellular component: mannan polymerase complex. Gene Ontology annotation, biological process: cell wall mannoprotein biosynthetic process; protein N-linked glycosylation. The record is from RefSeq and is a predicted model, not a curated record.
CCGCACCAUACGAGCAGCCACUCCUGACAUCGGCCGUGUAAGCAAUUGUUGAGGGCAGUCUCCUCUGGACCCUCCCAUCCCCGGCCUCCACCGCCGCUGAGCGCAGCGUUACAUUGCCCCAGCGUUGACACGUUUCCGAGCGGCCACAUUGCGCGCCCACCUCCUUACCACGUCCGCCCCUUCGGUUCUGAUGCACCGCUUAUAGACGACUUCAAUUCCCUGGCCAGUCGCGGUCCGCCCUCUCUCCUAGCUCCCCGCCUACCAUGUCACGCUCGUUCCGCCGCUCGAAUCCCAUUACCAUCGUCCUCGCUGCCGUUCUCUGCAUCGGCUUCUUCGUCUUCUUCUUCUCCGGCAGCGAUGGGCCAGCAUUCACCAAGAAGACCGGCGCAGGGGAGACAGCCUCGAGUCCACUGUCGCCGCCCUCGCUGCCCUUCCGCAAAUCAAAGGGGAACGCUCCCCAGGCCGCGCCGCCCGUGGUGCACUACUACAUGAACAACAUCACAACCUCGCGCACGCCGAUGGAGAACGAAGAGUCCGUUUUGAUCCUCACGCCGCUGGCGCGCUUCUACGAGGGCUACUGGGACAAUCUGCUGAAGCUCAGCUACCCUCACAACCUGAUCUCUCUCGGUUUCAUAAUACCCAAGACGAAGGAGGGGAACGCCGCGUACGCCGCAUUGCAGGCGCAGGUCACCAAGACGCAGUCUGGCCCCAAGAGCAAGCGCUUCGCCGCCGUUUCGAUCCUGCGCCAGGACACCGAGAUUCCGCUACAGUCGCAAGACGAGGCCGAGCGACACAAGAUGGAGAACCAGAAGGCGCGCCGUGCAGCAAUGGCCAAGGCGCGCAACUCGCUGCUGUUCACGACCAUGGGCCCUGCCACUUCGUGGGUGCUCUGGAUGGACGCCGACGUCGUCGAGACCCCGCCCACGCUCAUCCAGGAUCUCGCCGCCUACGACGUGCCUAUCAUCGUCCCGAACUGCUUCCAGCGCUACUACAACGAGGACAAGAAGGCCAUGGACCAGCGUCCGUACGACUUCAACAACUGGAUCGACAGCCCGACCGCACGGGAACUGGGUGCCAAGAUGGGCAAGGACGAUAUCCUGCUCGAGGGCUACGCUGAGAUGGCGACGUACCGCAGCCUGAUGGCCUACAUGCACGACGCCUCGGCCGAUCCGGGCGCAAAGGUCAAGCUCGACGGUGUUGGCGGUGCGACGUUGCUGGUCAAGGCUGAGGUGCACCGUGAUGGGGCUAUGUUCCCUCCCUUCGCGUUCUACCACCUCAUCGAGACGGAGGGAUUUGCGAAGAUGGCCGCGAGAUUGAACUGGGAGAGCUACGGUCUGCCAAAUUACCUUGUGUACCACUACAAUGAGUAGACAUUCUAGAAGGACGGCUAUACGUUGCUGAGAGGGGAACUCCCGCUCCGGCGGUCAUUGGGCGGCGUUUAUACUGGACCAUGUUCGGCUUAUUAUGCGAUGAUGAGCGUUCGUCGUGCACUCCAUAUCACAUUCACAAUUUUCUCAAAACUUGCUGGCAGGUAUAUACCAGCAAUGAUAGAUCACGAAGCCG